This is a messenger RNA of Malassezia japonica, 2850 nucleotides long. RefSeq names its product sterol 22-desaturase (gene ERG5). Gene Ontology annotation, biological process: protein phosphorylation; sterol metabolic process. NCBI's taxonomy places the organism in Eukaryota, Fungi, Basidiomycota, Malasseziomycetes, Malasseziales, Malasseziaceae. Bases 1 to 2850 code for a protein of 949 amino acids. The transcript has 5 exons. Gene Ontology annotation, molecular function: protein kinase activity; oxidoreductase activity, acting on paired donors, with incorporation or reduction of molecular oxygen; heme binding. The record is from RefSeq and is a predicted model, not a curated record.
AUGGCCAUGUCGAAUGCGUACCAUGCAAUGACCAAAUCGCUUCAGAUGGGCUCCUUUGACUGGGCGGAGUCGCCGAACAGCAACGGGAGUUUUUCGCAGCUGGAUGGCAAGCCCGAGGCACACGGAAAGUCUCGCACCAGCGACCUGACUGCCUCUUGGCUGCAGCGCGGUUUUCCUCAGUGUCCUCCCGUGUCCCAGUGGCGCGAUGAGGAUGGUGUUUCCGAGGACAACUUGGACCUGCUUGCUGAAGACAUGAUGGAAAGCAACAGCCGCAACUACAACGGGACACAAAGCAGCAUGGGCAGUUCGUAUCCCGAACCUGUGGACGUCUUUGACAUGGGCGACCGCACCGGCCCUGGCCUCUAUCACGAGGGCCAGCUUAUUCGUGUGGCAGAGACCAGCGAAGGUUUUGCCGAGCAGGACCUCGACUGUCUCACCAAACAGCUCGAGGUGGACAAACUCUUGGGCAGGGGUAGCUAUGCGGUUGUUGCGAUGAUCCCGUCCUCUCCCGUCGCUCAAGAAAACAAGGGCAAAUCUGCUCAGCCGGACGCGUCGCCGUUUAGCAGCGUGCAUUUGGACGACAGCGAGGAAGCGCCUGCUACGCCAUGGCUUCUCGCGCGCUCCAUGCCCAAUGCCCUCCUCUCUGAGCGCCGCCUGCGUCUCGUGGGCGACAUGUUCCACCAGAUGUGUGAAGCCGUGCACUAUUGCCACGAGCGCGGCAUCAGCCACCGUGACCUGAAACCCGAAAACUUUAUUGUCGAAGACCGCCGCGUGGUAGAAGCGGGUCCGUCGGGUGAAUGGGACUCGCGUGUGGUGGUGAAACUGACCGACUUUGGUCUUGCCACCGUCAAGGACCGAUGCGACGACUUCAACUGCGGCUCCAAGCCCUAUAUGGCAUUUGAGUGUCGGCACAACAUGGCACAGACCUACGAUCCGAAGCAGGCGGACGUGUGGUCGUUGGGCAUUGUACUGCUCAACCUCCUCUUCCAUCGCAGCCCGUUCAAGGAGCCGAGUGUUGACCACUGCUCGUCGUUCUCUGCCUUCUCUUACAAGCCGAUCCAGUACCUAACCGAGGCCUUUGAUGGAUUGACAGAGAGCGCGGCGCAGUUCCUCUGCGGAAAUGUCUUUUGUGAUGUUUCCAAGGGCCAUGCGCGCCGCAUUUCUGCGCGCAGCUUUGGCGAGGGCGUGCUCGUCGGCGACCUCGCCGCUGGCCCUGUCGCGCGCAUCGAGCCAGCAGCCGGCUGGACUUCGCAUCUCGGUGCGAAUUACACGCUCGGUCUUGGUGCUGAUGGCGCCAAGCACAAUGGUCUCUUUUCGCAGGUCACAAGCGUGCAAAUUACCUUCACGGUUCUUUCGGUGAUUGUCGCGUUGCUCGCGCUUGAGCAAAUCGUGUACCGCCGGAAGAAGGGUGUGCUCCCCGGUCCCAAGUGGACUAUCCCCGUGAUCGGCAAGUUUGCUGACUCGCUGCGUCCUAGCCUGGAAAAGUACCAGGAGGGCUGGAACAGCGGCGCGCUGAGUGCCGCAAGCGUGUUCAACAUCUUUAUUGUGAUCUCCUCUUCGACGGAGUUUACGCGCAAGAUCCUGAACAGUCCCACGUACGCUGAGCCGUGCCUUGUGGCCUCGGCUAAGAAGGUGCUCUCUCACGACAACUGGGUCUUUUUGAACGGCAAGACGCACGUCGACUACCGCAAGGGUCUUAACUCGCUCUUCACCAGCCGUGCCCUUGGUAUUUACCUUCAGAUCCAGGAGUCGAUCUACAAGCAGCACUUUGCGAAGUGGAUUGCCGAGGACAACAGCACCGCACGCCCCUUCAUGAUGCAGCUGCGUGACCUGAACAUGGACACCUCGCUGCGCGUUUUCUGUGGAAACUACAUUCCCGAGCACGGUGCGAAGGAGAUUUCGGAGCACUACUGGCUCAUUACGGUCGCGCUCGAGCUCGUCAACUUCCCCUUCGCCUUCCCUGGUACCAAGGUGUACAAGGCGAUCCAGGCGCGCAAGAUGGCCAUGAAGUGGUUCGAGUUCACGGCCGCGGAGAGCAAGAAGCGCAUGGCCGCCGGCGAAGAGGUUACCUGUCUCUGCGAUGCGUGGGUGCGUGCGAUGCUUGACGCCCGCGAGAACCGCGAGAACGAGGAUCUGCGCGACGACCAGCGCAAGGUUCUGCACCGCGACUUUUCCGAUCGCGAGAUCGGUAUGGUGCUCCUCAGCUUCCUCUUUGCUUCGCAGGACGCCAUGUCGAGUGGUCUUACCUAUCUGUUCCAGCACCUGGCGGAUCACCCCGAGGUCCUGCGCAAGGUGCGUGAAGAACAGUACACACUGCGCAACAACGAUGUCGAGUCGCCUCUGACGAUCGAUCUCGUGGAAAAGAUGGAGUACACGCGCGCUGCCGUCCGUGAAUCGCUCCGCAUGAAGCCCCCGGUGAUCAUGGUCCCCUACAUGACGCACAAGCCGUUCCCUAUCAGCGAGGACUAUACGGUGCCGAAGGGCGCUAUGAUUAUUCCCAGCUUCUGGAACAGUCUGCACGACCCCGAGGCGUACCCCCAGCCGGACGAGUUCCGGCCCGAGCGCUGGCUCGAGGGCGCGCAGUCGCCCGCCCAGAUGCACCCGAAGAACUACCUCGUGUUCGGCUCGGGUCCUCACAACUGCAUCGGCAAGGAGUACGCCCUGCAGCACCUCGUGGCCGUCAUGGGCACGGCGUCGAUCCUGCUCGACUGGAAGCACGAGGUGACGCCCCUGAGUGAAAAGGUGAUGGUUAUUGCUACGAUUUUCCCCCAGGACGGCGCGCGCCUUUCGUUCGCGAAGCGCUCUCCUCCCGCCCUGGGCGCCACGCCAGAGGAGGCUGCCCGUGCUUGA